This is a messenger RNA of Equus quagga, 1376 nucleotides long. RefSeq lists its product as uncharacterized. NCBI's taxonomy places the organism in Eukaryota, Metazoa, Chordata, Mammalia, Perissodactyla, Equidae. The record is from RefSeq and is a predicted model, not a curated record. The transcript is spliced from 3 exons. The coding region runs from base 1 to 783 and encodes 260 amino acids.
AUGCACAUUCCCGUGUGCAAAAGGGGGAAACCCAGAGAAGAAGCUGUUCGAAGAGGAGCCUUAUACCCAUUUGAGCUUGCCCUCCAAGACCAACUGGGCUCAGCACGUGAACUACCAAAGCACUUCCGGCCGGCCUCCGCAGAGGCGUGGCUGUCAGCCCGGCUGCCGCAGCCGCAGUUUCAGCGGCGGCGACGAUUAGGGGCGGGGCCGGUCGCUGCAGAGCCCGCCAUAUGUGAGUGGCUGGGUUUGGGGAGGCGACGUUUCUGGAAGCUGCUGGAAAGCGCUCGAGUGGCGGAGGUGACGCCGGCGGCCAGGGGGUGGGGCGUGAUUAAAACUAGUGCGCGGCCGGCAGCGGAGGGAUUAACGCUGAGCAAAGAGACUGGCGCGCGGCUCGCUGCGCCCUGGCCCGCGGGAGCCCGGGUCGGACGCCGGCGCGGCGCGAGCAACCCGGUGGGUGGGCGGGCGAGGGAAGGGCUGCCCGGCCGCCGCAGGCUGCGAUGGAGGCCCUGGGCCGGCGCGGCCGUGCGGCGCCGCGGUCUCCAGGACUGUGGGCCGCGCGGGGCCCCCGCUGUCCGCUCUCCUAAAGCCUCGGCGAGAGCCGAGCUGCCCCAGAGUGCGUGUUCACAAAGGGUCACCACACACGGAGCUGCCCCUCCCUGUCUCCCUAAACCCCAUCUUCGAGGCCAGGGGCUUUCUACCAGGAUUCUGGGGUGUUCUUCCUUUCCUCCCUCCCAGAUCUUCUCACGGUGUCCAGCUCCCAGCGCACUGAAACAUACCACAUAAAGGCUUCCACAGUUCUGAACCCCCCUCCUCUCUUACUCGUGUCAUGUCUUGUGUUGCUACGCUGUUGACUCCAGAUUUGACGCCCAUUUGUUCUGGGAUGAUAUGGUGAUUCUGUUGAAAAUGAUAAAACACUCCCUUCAGCAAGUCCUAAGGCACUUUUUCUCCCAUCUCCCUCCCCCACCUUCCCAGAAGAUCUUGAGGCUUAUUGAAGAAAGCACUCUUUGCCAAGGAGAACCAUCUGUAGAAGCAUAGUUAACAGAUUAUAUACAUAACUGAGCACUUGUUCACAUGUUGAAAUGGACUCAAAGCUUCUUACUGCAGAAAAUUCUGACUUUGCCUGCAGGUGUCUCCCUCCUCGUUGAGUUAAGAUGGCCUUAUAUCAAAGCAAGAGUCCUGAUCAGAAAUCUCAAUUUCCAUUAUAGAUUAUUAGCCUUAUAACCUGCUUAUCUGGCUUGAAGACAUGUGGUUCUGCUCUUAAUCAGCAAUGUGCAACAUUUAUACUCUCCAAGGAUCAGCAAACUUUCCGUAAAGGAUUUGUUAUGGACUGAAUGUUUUUGUCCCCCAAAAUCUUUAUGUUGAAAUCCUACCCUGCA